This is a messenger RNA of Vanderwaltozyma polyspora DSM 70294, 1494 nucleotides long. RefSeq names its product cysteine desulfurase (gene NFS1). Gene Ontology annotation, cellular component: nucleus; cytosol; mitochondrion. NCBI's taxonomy places the organism in Eukaryota, Fungi, Ascomycota, Saccharomycetes, Saccharomycetales, Saccharomycetaceae. The coding region runs from base 1 to 1494 and encodes 497 amino acids. The record is from RefSeq and is a predicted model, not a curated record. Gene Ontology annotation, molecular function: cysteine desulfurase activity; pyridoxal phosphate binding. The transcript has a single exon. Gene Ontology annotation, biological process: [2Fe-2S] cluster assembly.
AUGUUAAAAAAUACUAGAACUAAUGGAUUGUUGAAGACCAGUUAUAGAGUUUUCGGUUUACAGAAUGUGCAUCCUUUAAAGUUUUAUUCUUCUUCUGCUGCUGCUACUGCCGUUAAAAAAAUAGCAGAUAAUAUUUCUUUGGAGACUCAUACUGAUAUACAAGCUGCUGCUAGAGAACAAGCUGAAGAAAGAUCAUCUGCUGGUAAUGAUUCCGCUUCCAAUGGUGUAGGAGGAUUCACUGCUCCAAAUGCAUUGAAACAUGCUUAUCAAGAAAAUACUGGCUUCGGUACAAGACCAAUUUAUUUAGACAUGCAGGCAACUACUCCUACCGAUCCAAGAGUAUUGGAUACAAUGUUGAAGUUUUAUACUGGUUUAUACGGUAACCCACAUUCAAAUACCCAUGCUUACGGUUGGGAAACAAAUAAAGAAAUUGAAACAGCGAGAGAGCAUGUUGCAAAAUUAAUCAAUGCUGAUCCAAAGGAAAUCGUAUUCACAUCAGGUGCAACAGAAUCUAAUAAUAUGGUUGUUAAAGGUAUAGCAAGAUUUUAUAAAAAGACUAAAAAUCAUAUUAUAACUACAAGAACCGAACAUAAAUGUGUCUUGGAGGCGGCAAGGGCGAUGAUUAAUGAAGGUUUCGAGGUUACAUUUUUAAAUGUUAAUGAAGACGGGUUAAUUGAUUUGGAAGAUUUGAAAAAAAAUAUACGUCCAGAAACAUGCUUAAUAUCAGUCAUGGCUGUAAAUAAUGAAAUUGGUGUAAUGCAACCUAUAAAGGAAAUUGGUGAAAUUUGUAGAAAGAAUAAAAUAUUUUUCCAUACAGAUGCUGCCCAAGCUUAUGGUAAAGUGCCUCUUGAUGUUGACAAAAUGAAUAUAGACUUAAUGUCUAUAUCUUCUCAUAAGAUAUAUGGUCCAAAAGGUAUUGGUGCUCUAUAUGUAAGAAGAAGACCAAGAGUUAGAUUGGAUCCUCUACUAUCAGGUGGUGGUCAAGAAAGAGGUUUGAGAUCAGGUACCUUGGCUCCACCUUUAGUUGCUGGUUUUGGUGAAGCAGCAAGACUGAUGAAACAAGAGUAUGAUGCUGACGUCGCCCAUAUAACAAGAUUGUCUAAAAAAUUAAUGGAUAACUUACUGGCUCUAGAACAUACAACAUUAAAUGGUUCUUCAAAGCAUCGUUAUCCUGGUUGUGUUAAUGUCUCAUUUGCAUAUGUUGAAGGUGAAUCAUUACUUAUGGCACUAAGGGAUAUUGCUUUAUCUUCAGGUUCUGCCUGUACAUCUGCUUCUUUGGAACCAUCAUAUGUGCUACACGCUUUAGGUAAAGACGAUGCCUUAGCACACUCCUCGAUUAGAUUUGGUAUUGGUAGAUUCACUACUGAAGAUGAGGUUGAUUAUGUCAUCAAGGCCAUCGUAGAAAGGGUUAAAUAUUUAAGGGAACUAUCACCACUUUGGGAAAUGGUACAGGAAGGUAUCGAUUUAAAUUCAAUUAAAUGGUCAGGGCAUUAA